AUGGCUCUCUCGCCUGAACAGACGCGAUGCAACUAUCAAUCAGACGUGGAGCAACCAGCGACAUACGAGAUGUCGCGGAUCAAACCAGUUAUUCAACCCUUCGCUGGACGAAUCGGCGGUAAUCAAGAAAUAGUGCUUGAUCGCAGUGAUCCCCAAAAUGCAGAUCUACUCAAGAAGAUCCCCGAUGCGGCUCCCCUUAUGUCUUUCCGCGACGGAACUGACUUGCGCGGAUUUUGGGAUUUGGAUUUGUGGAAAUUUGGCUUUAUUGAGAUGAUAGGAGUUUUCUCUACUACAACAUUCCUCGGUCCGCUAUUUGGCGGUAUAAGCAAUUGGUUCUUUCUAACGCUAUUCAUCUUCUCCUUCUCCAACGUCAGCGGUAGUCACCUCAACCCGACGAUUUCAGUGGCUACUUUUUUUGCGCGUCUGAUCUCAUUCCCACGAAUGGUCAUCUACGUACUUUGCCAGACACUCGGCGGGGCUCUGGCUGGGUUUAUACUCCGUAAGGCGUACGGAGCUAGAGAUUUUACCUGCGGAGGCUGCGCGGUUGAGCUAUCCGAUGUCCCCGUGGACGAAGCGUUUCUGCUUGAGUUCAUAUUCACUUUGAUUCUCAUUUUUUUGUCCUUUGGCGUGGGAUUGGAUCCGCGACAAGGGAAGAUCUAUGGAGCUGCAUUGUCGCCGUUUUUGGUCGGGAUGGUUCUUGGGACGUUGAGCUGGGGCUCUGCAUUUGUGCGAACUGGAUUCGCUGGUGCUUCCAUGAAUCCUGCUCGAUGCUUUGGUGUUUAUGUUGCCACAUCAUUUCCAACUUAUCAUUGGAUACAUUGGGUCGGACCAGUUGUUGCAUCUGUGGCACACGGAGUCGUCUACUAUGUGGUACCUCCCUGGGGUCAUUGA
Penicillium cataractarum is the source of this 891-nucleotide messenger RNA. Its product is annotated as MIP transporter. The coding region runs from base 1 to 891 and encodes 296 amino acids. The transcript has 4 exons. Gene Ontology annotation, cellular component: membrane. Gene Ontology annotation, biological process: transmembrane transport. The record is from RefSeq and is a predicted model, not a curated record. Lineage: Eukaryota; Fungi; Ascomycota; Eurotiomycetes; Eurotiales; Aspergillaceae. Gene Ontology annotation, molecular function: channel activity.